Molecule: messenger RNA, 1051 nt
Organism: Periconia digitata
Lineage: Eukaryota; Fungi; Ascomycota; Dothideomycetes; Pleosporales; Periconiaceae
Source: the annotation of a GenBank genome assembly
ACUUAGAUACCAAGUAGCUACCCAUCAUCACACCUCACGUCCUCCAUCGCCACUCAACCACCACGCCGGCCCCAACAUGUCAAGGCUCGCCUCCCGCGUGCCGGGCGCGAGCAAACGUCUAGCCCCAGACGAGGACGAACUCUGCAAUGUAUGCAAAUCAUCGCGCUACCUCAACCCCGACAUGCGAUUUCUGGUCAAUCCCGAAUGCUACCACAAAAUGUGCGAGUCUUGCGUCGACCGCAUCUUCACACAUGGGCCUGCACCAUGCCCGCUGGCUGGAUGCAACAAGACAUUGCGAAAGGCGAGAUUUCGGACGCAGACAUUCGAGGAUCUCAAGGUGGAAAGGGAGGUGGAUAUCAGGCGCCGGAUAGCAAAAGCCAUGAACAAACAAGAAUCCGACUUUGAGCGCCUCAUCGACUACAACAACUACCUCGAAAUAGUAGAAGAAGUCACAUGGAACCUCAUCCUCAAUAUUGACGUGGAAGAGACGGAGCGCAAACUUCGCCUCUGGGAGGAAGCUCAGAAGGCUGAGCUCAACCCCAACGCCACUUUCCGUCGCGUUACCGACCAGCCCGAAGCUUCGCAGCUCUCUGAUAGCUCACACGUAGUGCUCAAGAAAGGCGGCACACAACGGAGAGCGUUGGCAACGUCCUCUGGCAACACAUCAACUCCGUCGGGCACCGAAGAGUCGGGUAAGAGGGACACUGGGUUUGUCUUUCAGGGGUUGAAGAAGAGAAAACUGCCUCCACCGGAGAAGGCUUUUGAUCCCUUCGACGGUUGGAGCAUUGAGCCGCAGUACUACGCAUUGCAGGAGAAUCACAACUAUCAGUGGCUCACCACCUACGAUAGCGACCCAGCUUACUUUGCUGGCGGGUGGCAGACACGGGAUUAUUACAGCCGCAUGAUGGAGGAGGCCUUUGGUGGGAUGUGCAUAUUUCUGGAAGACGAGAAAGUGGCGCCUCUGGGCUCAGGAGACGACGAUGUUGGCACGCAGAACGCGGCGAAUGCUGCUAUUGGCAUGAAGGAUGUCGUCAUGGAUGAUGUAUUUUAG